Messenger RNA from Daucus carota subsp. sativus, 684 nucleotides. Its product is annotated as large ribosomal subunit protein bL28c. The record is from RefSeq and is a predicted model, not a curated record. Gene Ontology annotation, biological process: translation. Gene Ontology annotation, molecular function: structural constituent of ribosome. The transcript has 2 exons. Bases 80 to 547 code for a protein of 155 amino acids. Gene Ontology annotation, cellular component: ribosome. Lineage: Eukaryota; Viridiplantae; Streptophyta; Magnoliopsida; Apiales; Apiaceae.
AUACAAUACACGAUUGCAAAAGCCACAGGACCAAACCAAAAACACAGAGGAUUGAAAACAAGAUAAGAGAAAAAAAAUAAUGGCAACACUCAUGGCUUCUUCAGUGGGCAUCUUGAGCUCAAGAACACACCUUUCAUCAUCUACAAGACCACCCAUUUCACCGUCCCUCAAGACGACGUCGUUCGCUUCAGUCGCUGACCUGCGUUUCGUUUGUUCUCAAUUGAGUGGUCUUCAAAUAUCACACACUCAUUCUGCUCAUUUGGUCAGGCCCAUCUGUGUGCCACCCACUAAGCUCCCUCUUCAGCCUGUUGCUCGUAGGAUAUGCCCCUUCACAGGAAAGAAAGCCAACAAAGCAAACAGGGUUUCACACUCAAAUCACAAGACUAAAAGGUUGCAAUUUGUGAACCUACAAUAUAAAAGAAUUUGGUGGGAGGCAGGAAACCGCUUUGUAAAGUUGCGCCUGUCAACGAAGGCUAUAAAGACCAUAGAGAAGAAUGGACUGGACGCAGUCGCUAAGAAAGCUGGGAUUGAUCUUCGCAAGCUAUAGAUCUGUAUAACAAUUUUUUCUGCCUUAUCUUCGAUACGUUGCAAUUACAAUUGCUUUUCGAUGAUGUUAGUUGGUAGCUCUGUAAUUUUGUUCAGCCACAAUCUGUUUUAAAUUGAAGGGAAAUUACAUUGUGUUCA